Molecule: messenger RNA, 778 nt
Organism: Drosophila arizonae
Lineage: Eukaryota; Metazoa; Arthropoda; Insecta; Diptera; Drosophilidae
Gene: stg1
Product: stargazin-like protein
Biological process (GO): neurotransmitter receptor transport, postsynaptic endosome to lysosome; postsynaptic neurotransmitter receptor diffusion trapping; neurotransmitter receptor internalization
Cellular component (GO): postsynaptic density membrane; AMPA glutamate receptor complex
Molecular function (GO): voltage-gated calcium channel activity; channel regulator activity
Source: RefSeq, a predicted model, not a curated record
AAAGUCAAACAGGUGAAAAAAUGCGUGAUCAUCCAGCGGUGCCAAAUGUGUUUCGUGUUGCCUCAUCGCACAGCAUUAAUAGCAUGGGCGUUGCUGUCACGCCCAGCAGUAAUAAUAUGCAGCAGCAGCAGCAGCAAUUAAAAAUGGGCGCCAAUAUCAAGUAUGCGAAAAGCAACAGCUAUGAGCAGCAGCAACUAGCACAGUUGGAACCACAACCGCAACAGCAGCUGGCUAAGCAUCAGCUAACCACCAGCGCAUCCAUUGAGCAGACGCAUCAAUCGAUGCAGCAACAGCAAUCGCCGUACGCAACGUUGCCCCGCGGCGGUCUGCGACGCACGCAACAAGAACAACAGCAGCAACAACAAUACUCUAAGCAGCAGCAGCAGCAAAUACAGCACGAGUCACAAAAGCAUCUGCAUACAGGUGUCAUCAAUACGAUUUCAGGCAGCAUUCCAGCGACGGGCUUUCAGUCGCUAGCUGGCAGCUUCAGCGAUUUGCAGCUCAACAAUUUGAGCCGCAACAACAACAUCUGCUCCACCAACAGCAGCAACAAUAAUGAAAAGCGACAGCAACAAUUGCUCUUGCACCACCAACAACAGCAGCAACAGCAACACCCACCACACCAGCAGCGUCAAGUACCUUGCAAACCUACCGAACAGCAGUGGGCAUCACUGUCGCCUGAGGAUGCUGGUACCACUCUGGAAACCCAGCCUGGAUUCACGAGCAUGUCCAGCGCCAGAGGCGGUUACCUGUGGCUACUGACACCUGUUGCGGCUAG